AUUUUCUAUUCAAUUUUUUAUUGUUUCGGCGCCCCUUUGAACUGAUCCGUGUCUCUGAUUUGGCUCAAUAUUUACCUACCGACUCUGAAACGAGUGUUUUAACGAGAAAAGAUAAAUCUUAAAAAUCACACUUACAGCAAUGCGGAAGAGCAGGAAAACAUGUAGUUUAGUUAAACUACAAGAUUCAAUGAGGGUGAAGUUUGUUUUUCCACUUCCAUAAGGACGCGGAAGGAGUAAAGUGCCUUCAAAGUGCGAAAAGCUGCCUUGGGAGAUCGUAAAGUUUUACAACUUAUAAACUAUUUCGUAUGUCCCCUCCUGGGAAAAUGUUAGUUAAAGGGUUGAUUAACGUUUUUGUGCAGGUCUCGUCAGGAGGGGUUAUUUAUAAAAUUGUUUUUUUUACUCUCGAAGUAGACGAAUUCUCGGUAGGGUGUCGCAGCACGUCGCAGCACUCGGUGAUGUUUUCCAUUGUCAUGGAACAAAAGAAAAUAAUUAUUAGUUCUAAUUAUGUAUAUUUAGGUAAAAGUUUUAAGCAACUUUUUUUCUUUUUUCCCCAGUGGGAGUAGAUUUUCUGUUUAUGUAUAUUCUUUCUUUCUCUCACACCAGCUGUAUGUUUUGAAUAUAUAUUGAAUUGAGUUUAUAAUUGUUUUUUUAUUAGGUGUUACAUAACCAGCUGGCAAGUGGUUCACAUUUUUUUUUAAUUCCCUUGACACCUUUGUGGGUUUUUUAUGAAGUUUUUUUGAAAAAUAAAGUAUUCAUAUUUGAAUUUUGCUGUGUCAACAUGUCUGCUUCACAUUCAGAGUAUAUUCAAAAGCUAUGUAGAUUGUGUGGGAAGAAAAUUGUGAAAAGUAAACAUUACGUUAAUUUUAAAUCUUGUGAUAUUUACAGUGAAGUGUUUCAAUCUAUAUAUGGAAUAAAUUGUGAACAAGAAGAUCCUUGUGUAUUUCCUAAAUUUACUUGUAAUGGAUGUAGAAGAAAAUUAGAUGAGAUGAAAACGUCAAAAAAAAUAAUUGGUACUGCUGCAUCAUUUUACCCUCAUGUGGAUGAAAAUUGUGUGUGCAUGAAUUAUGCUGUAAACAGAAAAGACAGCUUAAAAAUACUGGAAUUAGAUGUGAGUAUGAAGAAAGUUGGUUUUAGUAUAUGUGAUAAAUCGGAUAACUAUAAACGUGUCUAUACCCUUUGUCAAAAUGAAAAAGAAUUAAACCAUUUGCUUACAAUACGUAUAGACAACAGCAAUGGUUGGGAUUUCUCCAUAUAUGGGAAACCUAUGGAGAAAGAAACAAUACAACUAACAAAAACUCUGCCAUGUGUUUUGAAAAAUGAUGAUAUUUCAACUUUCUCGUCAUUCUGGAAGUCAGUCAGUGUUUGCACGGGGUUACAAGGUUAUGAAGAUGUAAUCAAGUCGAGAUGUAAUUUCGAACAGCCAUUCAUGAAUCAGAGUGGAACAUUUCCAGUAGCUUUUGUUGAAGACGAUAAAAUGGUCAGAUUUGAUGAAGACAAUUUUAAAACAAUACGCCAUACCAACUGUCAUUUUUUAGCUGAAAAACCUUCAUCUGUAUGUAGUAUGUGCAAUUCUUUUAAACCAACAGUUAAAAAAGUUAGAAGUAGACGGAAAAGUGAUGAUUCUGUGCUUGAUUCCUCACAUACAAACAUUCGAUAUCUUUCCAGAGAAGAACUAGAGGAAAGAUAUCGCAAUACUCAGGGAGAAAAACAGAGAGCAAUAAAGAAAGUUGCCCAAUUAUCAUCUUGGGUAAGAAAAAUUACUGAGAAAGAAUGCAUCCAUGUUGAUGAUGAGCAACACGAAUUUAUAAAAAAUAUUGUUUGCAAUGAGGAAACAUGUCCUGAAAUACCCGAAGGCAGUCCCCAGUGGUUGUUAUGGGAGCAACAAAAAGAAAUGGCUUCCAAAAGUUCACCUAAUGGCAUGAGAUGGCACCCACUAAUUAUUAGGUGGUGCCUCAGUUUAUACCACCAUUCACCAGCAGCAUAUAAACAUUUGCGAAAUCCGAAUUUGAAUUUUUUAAAACUCCCACAUAUUGACACACUUAAAAAAUACAUAAACUUCACUGAUCCAAUGUGUGGAUUCAAUCCAGAUGUCAUUGAAAGAUUAAUAGUGGAUAGUAAAAUUGCAACUCUGGAUGAUCACCAAAAAAACGUUUCGCUUAUUUAUGAUGAGAUGAAAAUAAAAGCUGACUUGGUGUUCAGACAGUCAACUGGACAAUUGGUUGGUUUCACUGAUAUGGGGGAUAUUAACGAUGAGUUAGUUGAAUUUCAAAAACGUGCUGAGGGAUCAUCAGAGAAUGAUCGUCACUUUGCUUCCUAUGUGAUAGUGUUUAUGGUUCGAGGAAUUGUUUCAUCUCUGGUGUAUCCUUUUGGAUAUUUCGCAUCAUUGGGAUUUACCUCUGAUCAGCUCUAUCCAUGUGUAUGGGAGGCGACAUAUGUAUUGGAGGCAAUUGGUUUUUAUGUUCGAGCAUUUAUUUCAGAUGGUGCUUCUCCCAAUAGGAAGUUUUACAAAAUUAUGGUGACACCUGAUAUUGGUAACACAUAUUGGACCAACAACUUAUUAUCAUUGGACAGAAAGAUCUUUUUUAUAUCCGAUGUCCCUCAUCUCAUUAAAACAACGAGAAACUGUUUCGAGAACUCUCAUGGAAACAAUAAUACACGCAAUCUUUUUCUCGAUCACAUGGAUAUCAGCUGGAACCAUCUUGUCAAUGUUUAUGAAUGGGAUCUGAAUUUACAUGGAGCAGCACCUGGAUUAAGGAAACUUUAUAAACUAAAAGAGGAUCACAUAAAGUUAACUCCAAGGUUGAGGAUGCAAGUUAAGUUGGCUACCCAAGUUUUGAGUAAAACAACUGCUGAUGCACUUGAGGUUCAGGGGCUGCAUUAUACGAAAAGUACAAUAAAGUUUGUGCGUAUGUUUGACCAAGUUUUUGAUUGCUUGAAUGUAUCUUCAAUUAAUCAAGAUCGUGGCGGAAAAAUAGCUCUUGCAGCAUAUAGAGAUGUUAACGAUUGGCGUUUUGAGGUUAGUAGUAUCAUUCGAAAUACAUUCAAUUAUUUUGUAACGGAAUUCAGAAACACAACAUUUUUCCCUCAAAAAGCUCAAAAUCAGAUUCACCUAGACGUAAAUGAUAUGAGGAAACUUCCACAGAAAAGAAAGAGAUAGUUAUUUAUAUAUUGAUACUUUUGGAAACAUGAUUGUUUGACUAUUUUAUUUAUAUUUUUUCUGAGUAUGUCAGACAUUUUUUCCAUUACGCUUUUUCAACAUAGAAGUUGUUUUGUUAUUAGUGCCUUGUCUUUUGAGUCACAUCUUUUGCAAAUAUUUUUAGUGGAGUACGAUUUUGACUUUGAUUUGAAACAUUUUUUUGAAAACAUCAAAUCUUAGAAAAUAAUUGAGAUUAAAAAAAUUUAGGAUUGCUACUUUAUUAUUGCUAUGUAAUUUUUAUUUAUGUCAUCGGGAAAUUACAACUAUUACGGAAUUUCUUUUAUCUUCAUUUCGAAUGGAUCCGCCAUACGUGAAUAAAUAUUACAGUUUUGUUUUGCUUUUUUACAUACUCACUUCGCGAUAUGUAGAACAACCCUGGGGACAAGUUUCAUUAUAUUCCCAACAAGAAUUCAUGCGAAGGAGUGUCGAAAUUAAUAU
Messenger RNA from Hydractinia symbiolongicarpus, 3634 nucleotides. RefSeq lists its product as uncharacterized. Gene Ontology annotation, molecular function: zinc ion binding. The record is from RefSeq and is a predicted model, not a curated record. The transcript is spliced from 3 exons. Gene Ontology annotation, cellular component: nucleus. The coding region runs from base 779 to 3157 and encodes 792 amino acids. Lineage: Eukaryota; Metazoa; Cnidaria; Hydrozoa; Anthoathecata; Hydractiniidae.